Messenger RNA from Penicillium antarcticum, 1449 nucleotides. RefSeq names its product Pal1 family protein. Gene Ontology annotation, cellular component: cytoplasm. Bases 1 to 1449 code for a protein of 482 amino acids. NCBI's taxonomy places the organism in Eukaryota, Fungi, Ascomycota, Eurotiomycetes, Eurotiales, Aspergillaceae. The transcript has 4 exons. The record is from RefSeq and is a predicted model, not a curated record.
AUGAAUGCCGCUCCAGCGCUUGGGUAUCCCGGCGUCUCGCUGGCAGAACCCCAAUCAUCUCCUACUGCGGCCAGUUUUGGCUCCAACAAUCCUUUCCGCAACCGUGCUCUCUCACCCUCGGUCCCGGCUGCAUCCAACAGUCGCCCUGAGCGACCCCGAUCAACCAACCCCUUCCUCGACGACGCAGAAUCUAUGUCGCCGCAAUCAGCUCCUGGAAUGUCUACUGGCGCCACCAUGUUUUCUCCGGUGGAUAAGACCGACAUCUCGAGCAACACCCGUGAGCUCUUCGAGAACCUUUCGCUGAAGCCUUCCCCCCAACCGCCUCGUGCUCGCCCACCUCCUUCCAACACUACUCAUCGCGCCCCGUCAAAUCGCAGACCCCAGCGCCCGCCCGGGCGAUCGGCAGAACCAAAGGAGAAGGACCCGCUUGACAUAUUCGCAGACCCUCCCAGCCUGAACAAGGCUGCGACCAUGGGUCACCGCGACAGACCCUCGCGCAGACCGCGCCGGAACUCCGAGUCUUCGGUGAUGGAUCGAGGCUCCACUAUUUUCGACGAUGAGGACGAGAAGCGCCGACGUGAGAAACGCCACCGUGAGCGCGAAAGUCGCAACAAGGAUGGCAAGUCUCGCUCCACUCGCAAGGACCGUCGACUGGACAUAAUCGAUAAGCUGGAUGUGACUAGCAUCUAUGGAACUGGAAUGUUCCAUCACGAUGGUCCCUUUGAUGCUUGCAACCCGCAUCGCAACCGCCGAGGCUUGCGCACUGCCCCCAUGCAGGCCUUCCCCAAGGGUUCCAUGAAUAUGGCUUUGGGUGGCUCCGGCCCGAACAACUCCAACAUUGAUCUCAACCUUUUCCACGGCAGAAUGGAAGAAGGACAUAAUGACUUCGCUACAGCAGCCCGUCGCAACGCCGACUCGGGUACCAACUUUGAUCCCACUUCCCGUAUAGAUCCCGUUCACGGAUCAGAGAGCAUGGGAUUGGGUACCAGUACUUUCCUCGAUGGUGCCCCAGCAAGUCGGUCCGCCAUGGCACGCCGCCAGAGCGAGAACGAGACUUCCAUGGGACAGAAUGGUGGUCUUGCACGGAAGAAGAGUUUGGCUCAGCGAUUGCGUGGACGCGGCCCUGGCCGUAUCACAUCCCCCACCGACAACAACUACCCUCCAGCAAUUGAAUCCAGCCACUCUGCAUCUUCUCGAGGGAAUGAGCGCAACCCAUACUUCCAAGAAUACGAAGAGGAGUGGGACAAGAAAGGUGCCAGCGUUGAGUCUGGCCUCGAGGGCGGCCGUCUCCGAUCUUCCAGCAGCCCCAAGCAGAGCACUGGCUUGGAGCGCAAGCCAACCCAAGAGCGAGCAUAUGAAGAAUCCAAGCUCAACCCUGGUGGUGGUGGUUUCCUGAACCGCAUGAAGAGCUUGCGCAAGCCAAAGCCCGAGCGACGCACCAGCGACUAA